AGCUUACAUAAAGGGACAAGUGGAGCCCAAGAGGCCACAGUGCUCAUACUUACUGGGUUGGAGCACAGGGCACCCCGACAUCAUGAGUUGGUCCUUGCACCCCCGGAGUGUAAUUCUCCACCUCCACACGCUUUUAUUGCUCUCUUCAACCUGCCUGGCUUAUGUUGCCACCAGAGACAACUGCUGCAUCUUAGAUGAAAGAUUUGGUAGUUAUUGCCCGACUACAUGUGGAAUUGCAGAUUUCCUGUCUCAGUACCAGACAAAAGUAGACAAGGAUCUACAGUAUUUGGAAGACAUCUUAGGUCAAGUUGAAAACAGCACAUCAGAAGCCAAAGAACUGAUCAAAACAAUCCAAGUCAACUAUAAUCCUGACGGCCCAGCAAGACCAAAUAGUGUAGAAAGUGCUACUAAGAAUUCCAAGAAAGUAAUGGAAGAAAUUUUGCAAUUCGAAGAAUCAAUUAUGUCACAUACAUCAAGUAUUCGAUUUUUGCAGGACAUAUAUAAUUCAAAUAACCAGAAGAUCAUUACCCUGAAACAGAAAGUAGCCCAGCUUGAAGCACAGUGUCAGGAACCUUGCAAAGACACUGUGCAAAUACAUGAUGUAACAGGGAAAGAUUGUCAAGAUAUUGCCUAUAAGGGAGCCAAAGAGAGCGGGCUUUACUUUAUCAAACCUACGUCAGCUAAGCAGCAGUUUUUAGUCUACUGUGAAAUUGAUAGCUCUGGAAAUGGAUGGACUGUGCUUCAGAAGAGGCUUGAUGGCAGUGUGGAUUUCAAGAGAAACUGGAUUCAGUACAAAGAAGGGUUUGGACACCUGUCUCCUACUGGCACCACAGAGUUUUGGCUGGGAAAUGAGAAGAUUCAUUUGAUAAGCACACAGUCUGCCAUCCCAUAUGUAUUAAGAGUGCAGUUGGAGGAUUGGAAUGGCAAAACCAGUACCGCAGACUAUGCCAUGUUCAGGGUGGGACCUGAAAGUGACAAAUACCGCCUGACAUAUGCCUACUUCAUCGGUGGAGAUGCUGGAGAUGCAUUUGAUGGCUUUGAUUUCGGUGAUGAUUCUAGUGACAAGUUUUUCACAUCCCACAAUGGCAUGCAGUUCAGUACCUGGGACAAUGACAAUGAUAAGUUUGAUGGUAACUGUGCUGAACAGGAUGGAUCUGGUUGGUGGAUGAACAAGUGUCACGCCGGUCACCUCAAUGGGAACUAUUACCAAGGUGGCACUUACUCAAAAGCAUCUACUCCUAAUGGUUAUGAUAAUGGCAUUAUUUGGGCCACUUGGAAGUCUCGUUGGUAUUCCAUGAAGAAAACCACCAUGAAGAUAAUUCCAUUCAACAGACUCACCAUUGGAGAAGGGCAGCAGCACCACCUUGGGGGAGCCAAACAGGUCAGGCCGGAACACGAAGUUGAAAUAGAAUAUGACUGAAUCAUUUUACCCUGAGAAUUACUGUUCAUGUCUCAACCCACAACAUUUCAGAAACUUUUCUGACAGUUUCUUUUCAUUUUCUCUCACCAUAUUGAUCAAUUUUGUCUUGUAUUAAGAAUAUUAAACCUUAAAUGGAAAUUAUAAAUUAGUUUGGACUGUAUUCCCAAACUACUGAACUCAGAGUUAUUUAAAAUUUGUUUAUUUGAUGUGAUAACAUUUUGGCAUAUUUCCUAGGUGUAUAUGAAAUAAUUGCCUUUUUUUUUUUUUACAUUUUAAUGAUCACAUGCUGCUUUGUCUUGGUUAUGUUUAAAAAUUAUGUCUUAAAUAUUUUUAGUAUAUAUUAACUAAAUAGGAGUAAAUUCUAGCAUUUCAAAUGCCUAAGUAUUUUUACAUGUGUCUUAUCCUAAAUACUUUAUAUUUAAUUAUUUUUAAAUGGAGAGAAUUAUAUCUU
Messenger RNA from Pteronotus mesoamericanus, 1871 nucleotides. It is a transcript of the gene FGG, whose product is annotated as fibrinogen gamma chain. Lineage: Eukaryota; Metazoa; Chordata; Mammalia; Chiroptera; Mormoopidae. Gene Ontology annotation, cellular component: fibrinogen complex. Gene Ontology annotation, biological process: blood coagulation; protein polymerization; platelet activation. The record is from RefSeq and is a predicted model, not a curated record. The transcript is spliced from 9 exons. Gene Ontology annotation, molecular function: signaling receptor binding. Bases 83 to 1420 code for a protein of 445 amino acids.